This is a messenger RNA of Prorocentrum cordatum, 1062 nucleotides long. The record is from the annotation of a GenBank genome assembly. NCBI's taxonomy places the organism in Eukaryota, Dinophyceae, Prorocentrales, Prorocentraceae.
AUGGCGUACUACCGCUCGGGGGGCGCUUGGGGCGGCUCUGGCGCUGGGUUUGGUGCAGGCUACGCUGGCGGCAUGCACGGCGCUGGCAUGUACGGCGGCGGUGCCGAUUGUGGAACCGCUUGCUGCGCCGGGACCACCGCCGCCAUGGGCUGCGGUCCCGCCUGUGGUGCCGGAUGCGCCGAAGCGACGGGCUGUGGCAGCGGCAUGGGCGGCGGCAUUGGCGGUGGCAGCGGCUGCGGCGCAGGCCCAGGAGGUGGCACGAUCCUGAGCUACGUGGGUCCCGGAGGCGACUAUGCGCAGGAGACGACGUACAGGUAUGUGGGGGCGGGCGCGGGCGAGUUCGGGGUGCUUCGCAUUCCCGGCCGCGGCCCCAACUGCUGCCUGAUCCUCAUUCCACUGCUGUUGUCCCUGCUGCUGCUUCCGCUGCUCCUGUUCUCGCUCGCCCCGGGGAGCACUACGACCACGACCACGACGACGACGACCUUACCGCCACUGCCGGACAUCAUGACCCCUCCGCCAGAUGCCCCGACGACCACGACCGAGAAGACCACCACGACCGAGAAGACGACGGCGGCCCCACCGCCGCCCCCGCCGCCCCCGCCGCCGCCGCCUCCGCCCCCGCCCCCUCCGCCGCCGCCCACGACCACCCAGAAAAAGAUCAACUGCGGCGAAGGUGCCCCAGAGUCGUGGGACGAGGCGAAGAAGAUACAGUGCUGCCUCAUGGAGAACAAGGGGUGCCCGACCACGUCCACGUCGCCCUGCCCCAUCGACUGCAACGCGGGGUACAACGACCUCGACCCGCUGCAGUGGGUGCGCGGCUGGUCCGGCGAGAAGAAGCUGUACUGCUGCAAGACGGCCCAGAGGGGGUGCCCCUCGGAGCUGCCGCCCCCCUCGGGGCUGCCGCCCUCGGGCGAGCCUCCCGCCCCGGACAACAACGUCUACGACUGCGACGCCGGGUACCACCACUGCAUGCACUGCCUGGAGCUGUCGUGGUCCCCCCCGAAGAUCAAGUACUGCUGCGCCAACUUCCACAAGGGGUGCAAGGGCGAGGAGCCAGAGUAA